AUGCUCAAAUUGAAGGUUAAUGCAAAAGGAGAAAAUAUUGCUGUGAUUGUAGUUGGAGGGGCAAGAGAGUUUUUGGAUGCCCAUCGUGGAAGCUUAACUCUUAAUAUUCUCAGGAAAAAAGGUUUAAUUAAGAUUGCUUUGGAACAUGGGGCUCAACUUGUCCCGGUGUUUUCUUUUGGUGAAAAUGAACUAUUCAAACAGAUUGAAAAUCCUAAAGGAUCACGACUCAGAGCAUUUCAGGAGAGUCUGCAAAGGCUGGCAGGGUUUACUUUGCCUCUCUUUCAUGGAAGAGGAAUUUUUCAGUAUAGCUUUGGCUUGAUGCCUUACAGGAAACCUAUUAACACUGUUGUCGGGGAGCCUAUUACUGUGAAACAGAAUCCAAAUCCCACCCUUGAAGAGAUUGAUCAGCUGCAUGAAAAAUACCUACAAGAGCUACAGAAGCUGUUUGACAAAAACAAAUAUGGGAUACCAGAGCACAAGUCUCUUAUCUUUAACUAA
Messenger RNA from Gekko japonicus, 498 nucleotides. It is a transcript of the gene MOGAT1, whose product is annotated as monoacylglycerol O-acyltransferase 1. The record is from RefSeq and is a predicted model, not a curated record. The transcript is spliced from 4 exons. Bases 1 to 498 code for a protein of 165 amino acids. NCBI's taxonomy places the organism in Eukaryota, Metazoa, Chordata, Lepidosauria, Squamata, Gekkonidae. Gene Ontology annotation, cellular component: endoplasmic reticulum membrane. Gene Ontology annotation, biological process: diacylglycerol biosynthetic process; triglyceride biosynthetic process. Gene Ontology annotation, molecular function: diacylglycerol O-acyltransferase activity.